Messenger RNA from Cannabis sativa, 3264 nucleotides. RefSeq names its product cation/H(+) antiporter 4-like. NCBI's taxonomy places the organism in Eukaryota, Viridiplantae, Streptophyta, Magnoliopsida, Rosales, Cannabaceae. Gene Ontology annotation, molecular function: antiporter activity. The transcript has 3 exons. Gene Ontology annotation, cellular component: endomembrane system; membrane. The record is from RefSeq and is a predicted model, not a curated record. Gene Ontology annotation, biological process: proton transmembrane transport; regulation of pH. The coding region runs from base 1 to 2415 and encodes 804 amino acids.
AUGGAAUUGUUUAAUACAAGUGCUAGGAAUAUAGUACCUAUAAAACGAUGCACAGCUUUCCCAGCAAAUACUCACUCUGUUGGGCUAUGGAAUAAAAGUGAUGCAUGGCAACUUAAUGUAUCGACUCCUUUUGGCAAUGUGACAUUGCCUGUACAAAACUAUACAAUGCCAGUUUUAGAGAUUGAGAUGAUUUCUAUCUUUUGUAUUACUCAAAUUUCUCAUUUUUUUCUCAAGAUGAUUGGCUUGCCAAUGUUUGUUGCUGAACUUCUGGCUGGAAUUGUCCUAGGCCAAGGUGUCGCAGCACAAUUCAUAGAAAAGUAUUACAACUCGAUAUUUCGACUCAACAACCAAGACAUAUUGGGCACAAUCUCACUCUUUGCAUACACAAUGUUCAUUUUCUUAAGUGGAGUCAAGAUGGACUUAAGCAUAGUCUUCCGUACUGGCUCUAAGGCCUUCCACACGGGUUCUCUCGCCAUGAUUGCCCCGCUCCUUCUAGGAGCGGGCGCACAAUACUUGCUCAGUCGCCAUUUUGAUCUCGACAAACAAGAGAAUCUCCAACUUAUGUUUGUCCUAACAACACAUUCCUUGACAUCUUUUCCUGUCAUAGCAUGUCUCCUUGAAGACCUUAAAAUAUUCAAUUCUGAGCUUGGUCGUCUUGGGUUGUCUUCCUCUAUCAUAAGUGACAUACUUGGUGUGAUUCUCACAGCUUUGGCUACUCUAGCCAAGGUGUGGGACAAGUCUAUAGGGUUAGCCAUUUUGGACUUUGUUUUGGUAUCUUUAUUUAUUGUUUUUGUUAUCUACGUGGCCAGACCAGCCAUGAUAUGGAUGGUUAGCCAAACCCCAGAGGGUAGACCGGUAAAAAAAGUUUACCUUUCCAUCAUUAUUUUGGGACUUUUGUUCUCUGCCAUGUUAUCAAAUUGGUAUCAUAUGACACUUAUUUUUGGGCCUAUGAUAUUGGGCCUUGCUGUCCCUGAUGGGCCUCCAUUAGGGUCUGCCUUGGUGAAGACUUUUGAUCCUUUAGUUUCUGGGGUUUUCAUGCCUAUCUUUGUGACUGUGGCCAUGAUCAAAGCUGACCCACAUGACCUCAAUCUCAACACCAAAGUGGCUAAAGCCAAUGCUCUUCUUGUGCUUGUGAUUAUUGUGUCAAAGUUUCUUUUCUCUUUGAUACCUCCUCUGCUUAGUAGGAUGCCUUUAAAUGAUGGAUUAGCUCUUGCCUUUAUUAUGUCCUAUAAAGGGGUUGUGGAAAUGGCCUCCUAUGGUAUUGCUAGAGAUAGUAAGGUUAUAGAAUUAGAGGUGUAUUGUUUUGUGAUGGCAACAGUUUUGGUGACCGCAAUAGUGGUUCCAAUUUCCGUUCGUUACUUAUACAACCCCAUGAGAAAAUACGCAGGCUAUCAAAAGCGAAACAUAAUGCAAUCUGCCACCAAUGACACCGAGCUUCGCAUUGUUGCAUGCAUCAACAGACCAGACAACACCCCAGCCCUCAUGAACCUCCUCGAUGUCUCUUGCCCCACCAAAGACAACCCGAUCUCGGUCUACAUUCUCCAUCUCAUCGAGCUCGUGGGCCGAGCCACGCCCGUCUUUAUCUCUCACCAACUCCAAAAGAAAACACUCUCCAACUACUCCUACUCUGAAAACAUAAUCCUCUCCUUCACACAUUUCCAAAGGGAGAACCACGGCGCAGCCAAUGUCAACGUCUUCACCGCGAUUUCCCCAACCGAAUACAUGCAUGAAGAUAUUUGUACUCUUGCCUUGGACAAGCUAGCCUCAUUGAUAGUCAUCCCAUUUCAUAGAAAAUGGUCUCUGGACGGGACAGCUAUUGAGUCAGAAAACCUCACUGUUCGUGCUAUUAAUUGUAGUGUGAUGGAGAGAGCUCCUUGCUCUGUAGCUGUCCUUGUUGAUCGAGGACACUCUGAGACUGUUGAGUUUAUGGUGUCGAGACAAGCUCCCUAUCGCGUUGCCAUGGUAUUCUUGGGCGGGAGCGACGAUAGGGAGGCUGUCACGUUCGCCAAGCGCAUGGUCAUGGACUCGUGCAUAACCUUAACAAUCAUACAUUUUGUGAGUGUGAAUGAGGAUCGAGAACUUGAGCAGUGGGAGACGGUUCUUGAUAAUGAAGUGCUUAAGGAGAUAAUUCUGAAUUAUAAUCAAAAUAGUGAUGUUGGUCAUGGAAAUGUUGGUUAUAUAAAGGAAAUGGUUAAAGAUGGGACUGAAACGGCUACUAAGUUGAGAUCCAUGGCUGAUGAUUUCGAACUUUUUAUUGUUGGAAGAAGAUUCAAUCUACACUCUAUCUUAACUUCAGGUCUUGAGGAAUGGAGUGAGUUUCCUGAACUUGGUGUUGUGGGGGAUUUGCUUUCGUCUACAGAUUUCAUGAGUAAUGCUUCUGUUCUUGUUGUACAACAGCAAAAACUUAGUAACUAGCUAGCUAUGUGACUAAUUAAUGUUGAUAAAUUUGUGUUGUGUUUGUUUGACUUCAAGGGUCUUGUUAGUUGAAAAUAUGAUCGUAUUUAAGUUUUGAUCUACAAAGUUACCUUUUAGUUUGUAGGACUAAAAUUCCCUACGAUAAAUAUGAUAAUAAUGGGCAUAAAUUGGGAUAUAGAUGAUCUCUUCUAAACAAGUUUUAUUACUUUGAGAUAUUGCUAUGCAGGCCCGAUCCUAUUAGUGUGCAGGCAGAUCUAUUGCACAGAGCCCAAGGAAAGGGUCCAAUUUUUAUUUAAUGUUUUUUUUUAGUUUUUCUAAUAGGGUUCUUUUAAUUAUAUACCUAAUUUGAAAAAUAAUUAUAGAAAUAACAAAGGAAAUUAUAAUUAUGAAAUGACGUGAAUUAUAUAAGAAGCUUCCAAAAUAAUAGAUAGAGAUUUACUAUUCUUAAGCUUCACCCACAUUCUUAGUCAUUUUUUUUUUCAGUGACACUUUUUUUUUUUUCCUUUUUUUGAGUACAUUCUUUUUUCUUUUUGUUUUAAUCAUCAAAAACUUAAAUUUUUUUUUUCUAAAGUCCAUUUUUAUCAUGUUUUUGAAAAAGAAUUAUAGCUACAUCAUUAAUUGUUUGGAUUUAAAAAAAGUACUAUCUCAACCUAUAUUUUAAUAUAAUUAUUUCAAUAUGUGGAAAGUAUAUAUUAAAGAGUGCAGCAUCAACAUUUAUCAUGAUGUUAUUCAUGUCAAGUUUAGUCCAACACUCAGCCCCAUCUCCUUCAAAUUUAAAGAAUAAAGAAGAUAAGGAAAUGUUAUCUUGAGCCUUACGCCAAUGAUCAAGAGUUAUUUGUGCUGAUGCAA